Molecule: messenger RNA, 1631 nt
Organism: Panicum virgatum (switchgrass)
Lineage: Eukaryota; Viridiplantae; Streptophyta; Magnoliopsida; Poales; Poaceae
Product: short-chain dehydrogenase TIC 32, chloroplastic-like
Exons: 8
Coding region: 477-1424 (315 amino acids)
Source: RefSeq, a predicted model, not a curated record
CAGGACUGCUAGCGCUCCCAUUCGCGCUUUCUUGCACGCAUCGAUGUGUACCGAUUUGACAGGCAGCUCGUCCAUGCAUCCGCCCGUACUGUGCCGAGCUCGCUGGAGCUAGCCGCUAGCACUUGCCCGUUGGAGGCGGCCUAAUCUACUGAACUGAAUUCUAGUCGACCAAGGUCCGAACUGCCCCCCGCCCUCUGAGACUGACCUCAGCAGCCUACUAGCGCUUGUGUAAAUUGUCCACGUCAGCAGUCCAAACUCUCAUCAGCAGGCUAAGAAGACAAACAAAUAAUUGUGAAGACUCUCGCCGUUCAAAUUUGGCCGCAUGGCGCUCGAGUGGACAAUGUACACAGACUAUUAGGUUGCUGAGGUCAGCCUCAACCACCUACUGCAGAACUGCGAGUCUGCGGCUGCGACACCACAUCACCGAUUCGCAGAGGGCCAGCCGACACGACUCGGCCGCCUGCCCGGGCGACAACAUGUGGGGCCUACCUCGGUGCAGAAAGAGCCCCUCGGGGUUCUCGCCGUCGUCCACUGCAGAGGAGGUCACCACCGGCAUCGACGGCUCCGGUCUCGUCGCCAUCGUCACUGGUGCAUCCAGUGGGAUUGGAGCUGAAACAUGUAGAGUUCUUGCACUGCGUGGCGUGCAUGUCGUGAUGGGGGUGAGGAAUCUGUCCACUGCCUCACAGGUGAGGGAGAAGAUUGUGGGACAAGUACUCACGGCAAAGAUUGAGAUCCUUGAGCUUGACCUUAGCUCAAUGUCAUCCGUGAGAAGAUUAGUCGACAAUUUUGAUGCGCUGGACCUCCCACUGAACAUUCUUGUUAAUAAUUCAGGGAUUGCAUUUGUUCCUUUCGAGCUUUCAGAGGAUGGCAUUGAGCUGCAUUUUGCAACGAAUCACCUUGGACAUUUUCUACUGACUGAUCUUUUACUUGAGAAGAUCCAUGUUGCGGCUAAAGAAAGUGGCAUAGAAGGAAGGAUUGUGAUAGUUUCUUCUGAUGGCCACAAGCAUUCAUAUCGAGAGGGAAUUCGUUUUGAUAAGAUCAAUGAUGAGUCUAGCUAUAACAGAAUAUUAGCUUAUGGCCAGUCCAAGCUUGCAAAUAUAUUGUAUGCAAAUGAACUGUCUAGCCACUUGAAGGAACAAGAUGCAAAAGUGGUUGUCAACUCCCUUCAUCCUGGAGAUGUUGUCACCAACAUUGCCUGCUAUUGGGGUUUCCUUAAUGGUCUUGUUUCCUCAUUUGGUAAAUUUGUACUAAAAAGUGUUGAGCAGGGUGCAGCCACAGUGUGUUAUCUGGCAUUGCAUCCUCAGGUUGCUGGAGUCACGGGCAGUUACUUUGUGGAUUGCAAUACUGUUCAACUGAAAUCUCAUGCGACCGACAAGGAGCUCGCAAAACGACUUUGGGAUUUUAGUAUGAGCCUACUCCGUUGAUUCAAGUUGGUAUAAAAAAUGUGUCGUAUUAUUUCUGAAAGAGAAGUAUAUAAAGAAACAAAUAGUAAUGUUUGUCUUCACAGAUCUGUACAAAAAAAAAUGUAAAAGGGUGUGUGUACAUUUGGCAGAAAACCUAGAUUCCAAAUGAAUGGUUACAUGGGUAAAAUGUUACCCAGCAAUAUAAUAGAGUAUUACAAAUUCUUAGAA